Paramecium tetraurelia is the source of this 921-nucleotide messenger RNA. RefSeq lists its product as uncharacterized. The transcript has a single exon. Gene Ontology annotation, biological process: aggrephagy; mitophagy; endosome organization. The record is from RefSeq and is a predicted model, not a curated record. Gene Ontology annotation, molecular function: K63-linked polyubiquitin modification-dependent protein binding; protein kinase C binding; zinc ion binding. Lineage: Eukaryota; Ciliophora; Oligohymenophorea; Peniculida; Parameciidae. Gene Ontology annotation, cellular component: amphisome; aggresome.
AUGAAAUUCAAGCUAGUACACAACAAAGAAAUCCAUCUUGUCAAACUAGACAACCCAACACUUUCAGCACUCAAAGCACACGUUAAGAAGGUUUAUCCAUAAAUUGAUACAAACUUCAAAUUAACAUACUUUGAUAAUGAAAAUGAUGAAAUCUCUCUUAGUUGCUAAGAAGAUUUACAAGUUCUAGUCGAUGAAGCUCAUCAAGCUGUUAAACUAUAUGUGGUGGUACCUCAAAAACCAGAAAAGAUGGUUCAUCCCAAUCAUACAUGUGAUGGCUGUUAAAAGCACCCUAUCGUUGGUGCUAGAUUUAAAUGUCUUGAAUGUCCAGAUUACGACUUAUGUGAAUCAUGUCAAUCUAAGAACAUCCACAAUAACCAUAAGUCAUUCAAAAUUAGUAACUUUGAAGAACUUGAAGAUUUCUAAAGAUCCUAACCAAAAAAGACUAGACCAUUUCCUCAAUAACAAUUUCAUCAUGUCGGACCAUUCCCUCAUAUCUUUAACCACUUUAUGUAGAUAAUUGAAAACCCCAAAUUCAAGGAAUUCAAAGAAACAGCCGGCACAGUUGCCUCAGACUUACUCAAUGUGAUUAAGACUUAAAUCGACAACCAUAAAGUUCAAGAAUAAGAAACACCAUAAGAAUAGACCUAAUACGAUUUUUAUGCAUCCUAAGUUGAUUCGACUUAACAAUCCAAGGAGGAACCCUGCAUCUCAUAAACUGAGAUCUAAGAGCCAGUCUAAGUACCAGUUGAAGUCUAAGAGCCAGUCCAAGUCUAAGAGCCAAUUGAUUGUGAGAUGGAAUAGAAGAUCAAAAAAUUAGCAGAGAUCAUCGAUUGCAGCGAAGCAUUAGCCAGAGAAUACGUGGAACUGUUUAAAGAAUUGCCUUUGGACGAGAUUGUUGACAUAAUAUAUAACUAAAAAUGA